Dendrobium catenatum is the source of this 1324-nucleotide messenger RNA. RefSeq lists its product as uncharacterized. The transcript is spliced from 2 exons. The record is from RefSeq and is a predicted model, not a curated record. NCBI's taxonomy places the organism in Eukaryota, Viridiplantae, Streptophyta, Magnoliopsida, Asparagales, Orchidaceae. Bases 211 to 1140 code for a protein of 309 amino acids.
UUGGGAGCUUCGCAAAUUCGAUUCAAAGAAAGUUCGAGGGCGGCGGGCACUGCCAAUGCGUCACUGGGAAAUGAAAGAGUUGCGGCUAGCCAGGCGUUUUCUGUUCAGGUUGGUUCAGUGCAAAGAAGAAACGAUAGAAGUGACCUGCCCAUUGAAAAUUUUGCCAUUUCUUUUCAAAAAGAAGCCGAGUAUAUUUGCACGGAAGCUACAAUGGACAGGGAAAGAAGUAAAAUGCAUGGAAGCAGGGAUACCGUGCCAAGUCGAAAUUAUGCCAUAUCCAGAUCAACGGAAAUGGUUUCUGAUUUGGUUAUUAGAAAAACAGGAGGUGGCUCUACAGCUGACAUGGAGAAGGAAAAAUGCGGUGAAAGAAGUUUGGUUUCAAAUUCUGUUGUACCUGGGCCUGACAGGAGGAAAGUUCUUGGUGCAAGAACCUUGGCUUCGACUUCCCUUGCUACAGCUCAAAGAAGAAAGGAUGUUUUGGGCAUGCCAGUGGAAAAUCUCUCCUCCAUUCAUGAAAAGACCGAGAUUCAUAUACAUCAAAAGGUUGAAAAAAAGAAUAAAACUCAGGUAAAGAAAGCCGAGGAUAAAGAUAAAAUCACCAAAGAGAAGAAAAAAGAGGAGAAUAUAUUGGAGAAUGCUGAAGCUAGAGUGGCUAAUAAGUUCAGAAACUAUGGAAAGAAGGAUCAAGUAGAUACUCUAAAUUGCAAGCCGUUAGCCCCUCAUAAAGACAAUGCAAUUGGUACUGAAUGUGUGGAUGGAACUAUGAAAAAAAGAAAGAACCUCGACACCAAUGGCUAUAUAAAAGAAAAUGAUGAACGGCCUGGAAAGAUACCAAGGCUAUGGGAACUACAUCUCACGGCUCCAUCUAGCAUUUCCUUGAGACCAGAUCGAUUAUUAGAAAACAAGGAAAGAUUGAUAAAUGGCAACGCAAUUUCCAAGUAUCUGAGCCAGAUCUACACCGUUCCGAAAAUGGUGGAAUUGCCUGAGCUUGAUGACCAGGAAUGGCUUUUCAACCUCCAUGAUUCUCUGCAGAAGUCUAAAACAGAGCUCAAGGCUGAUAAAAUACCUCAGUUAUUUGCCCAGGCAAUGCGGAUUGAUUCGGCUGAUAUAUUAGCUCUGCCGUAUGUAGUUCCAUUCUGAUGCAGAGCCCUGCAUUGGGUACCCAUAUUCACGCCCAUCAAUAUCUUAUAUUACUGCUAUCCUCAGUACGCAGUGUGCAGCAUUUAACCACGCUGCGACUACGGUAAAUUCUGAUGUGGCUUGAAAGUUUGCAAUCAGAGCAAAGAGCAACAGGCCUCAAGGUCAUCAAUCCAUGGCAGACUGC